Messenger RNA from Drosophila takahashii, 2769 nucleotides. RefSeq lists its product as uncharacterized. The record is from RefSeq and is a predicted model, not a curated record. NCBI's taxonomy places the organism in Eukaryota, Metazoa, Arthropoda, Insecta, Diptera, Drosophilidae.
AUGCUACGAGGACUGCUAGUGCUCCUGCUGGUGGCUGGGAGCCAAGUGGAGGCGGCCACCCAUGUGAACAUCUCGAUUGCCCAGCAACCGGCCACAAAUCCCGCGGAUGUCAAGUACUUGGAGGGCAGUGCUCCGGCGGAACUGAGGGCAGGUCCCCAGAGGGACUCGGAGGAUCAGCAGUUUCAGCGGAUUCAGGAGCGACAGCAGCAGGUUCAGAUGGUUCCACAAUCCCAAAUGCAACAGCAACAGGUGGUUCAAACCCAGCAGCAGCAGCAACAACAGGGAACUCAGCAGUUGUCCCCUCGCCAGGGAUUGGGAUUGCAGCCCCCGGUUCAGGGUCAACCCAUGCCCAAGAACGGACGACUGCCUCGUAGGCGAAACCACAGCAGACGCCCCUCCAUCCACCAGCAGCCACCCAGUCCUCAUAGUGGCCAAUUCCGACAGCGCAACCAGCAGCUCCGCCAGAAUCAGGAGUUCGAGCGGUACAUCCAGUCCUAUCACAGCCAUGGACCCACUGUGGAGACGGUCUACGAGUCAUCGAAUCCUGCGCCCCAGCGCUACACCCAAACGAGCUCCGGAGUGAGUUCCUCUUCCUCCGUGGAAGAUGCUGCUCCCCAGAAGCUAGUUUCCAUUGGAGGAGGUCGUCGAUCCCAGCAGCUGCGCAUGUUUGAGCGCCAGGUGGCUGCUCCAGUUUCCUCCUCCCAGGUGCAAAGUGCCAAUGUGGAGGCGGCCCAGGACAGCAAACCCAUCUACGAGCCACCUCAGGCGCCCAUCCAAACGGCCAACAUUGCUCCCGCUGUGACCUCCAGUUCAUCAUCCUCGUCGGGAGGGGCCAGUUCCUCCUCCUCGUCGUCUUCUUCCUCGUCCUCCGGAGCUCCUGCUCCCUCUAAUCCUCCAGCUGAUCCUGGUUUCAAUCCAGCCACCAGUUACAAUCGUCCUAGUUACGAUCAGAAUGGAUUUAACUACGAGGAUGCCCAGGAGGUGGACUACCAGGAUCAGUAUCCCCCCGAAGUGAGUGACGAUAGUCAAGGGGGCUACGAGGAUUAUGCGGAUCAAUCUGGUUACCAGGGCGGUUCUGGCUACCUGCCACCUGCUCCUCCGAGGAGUUACUCUCCUCCCCAGCGUCCCCUGGUCACCAAGACCAUCCAGAUAGUCCAGCCCGCCUUGAAGGCCAAGAAAUACGAGGUUCGCCAUCCGGCCAUCCAAAAGGAAUUCUACGACAUCGAGGAGAGGGUGGUGAUCAAACCAGCUGGUACUUUGGUGGUGGAGCUGGAGCAUCCGGUGGCCAAGAUUCCCAAGGGAGAGACGCUCCUCCCGCUGGGUCAUCCUCAUCCCGCCGUGGCCUCUGCCUAUAGUAAUGGAAAUAGUGGACAGAUUCAGAGCUAUAACCAAAAUGUUCCGGAAUACAGACCUUCUUAUGAUGCAGCUUCAUCUUCUAAAGAUCAGCAGACCACCACCAUUGGCUCCAGUGUCACUACCAUGCCCUCCUAUGACCAGGCACCCAAGGAUGACUUUGUGGAGGCGCGUUUGCAGCAGCAGCAGCCACUGGGCGAUGUCACUGAUGGCGGCGGAAAGAGCUCACCCACUUUUGUGACCGGAGUAGAUCCCCAAGGAAAUGCAGUGAAGAUCAACUCCAAGCACCUGUCACCCAACAUGGUUCAGAGGGUCGAGCCUGAACAGGAUUACUCCCGUUCCGGUCAGCGGGUUUACCAACAGAGGAACAACUUCAAUAGGCAGCCUUAUAACGAAGAUGAUGACUACUUCUCCGGGGAGUAUCUGCCCAAUGUGAAUGCUGGUAAUCUUGAGACGAAGCCUGCGAGAUUGGAAUUGGCCGAGGAGGAGGAGGAGCGACCCACGCAGAUCAUCAAGCAUGAGCACAAGAUUCAUUUGCCUCCUUCCCAGCACAAUAUUUAUUUAGGUCACAAUCGUCAGGUGCCUUUGAAGGAACGGAGAAUCCAGGAGGUUCCCGCCCAGGUGACCGAAAUUAAACCCUAUCUGAGGAACCAUGUGGGAUCCACGGUGGUCUAUGCCAAAUCUCAGUCUCCUAGAACUUAUUACAAUCAACCCUCCAGGCAAAGAGUGGCCGAGGAGCUGGACUACAGUGCUCCCUACUCACAGAUGAGGUUCAGUCCGGCUAACCAGCAAUCCUCUAGGAUCGUGCAAUCCCCCCAAUUCAGAUACAACCAGGAAAGCAAGUCCUCUAGGCUGGUAGAGGCACCUAAAAAGGAAGAGGAACCCAAGAAGGAGCAGCAGAAUACCCACAUUCAGAUCCAAAUAGCCAAUGAUCAGGAUAAAUCCGCUGUAGUGGCCACCACAGUGACUCCAGAUUGCGAUAAAAGAUCAGAGAUUAGGGAGCAGAAAUCCCAGCGCCUGGUGGAGGCACCCAGUUCCGAGGUGACCGCCACUCAGGCCACUUCCACCCAAUCGAAACCCAGCCAACCCGAUGUGGAUGUAUCUCUAAACGGAGCCGCUGGGCAUCUGAAACCCAAUGAGCGGGUAAUUGCAGCCACUGCUGCACCCACCGAUGCCUCGGCCACCAGUGAGACCUUCCACAAGCGACGCAUCGUGGUCAAUCAUCCAUUUCAGACGGUUCGCGAGGUCGUGGAGCACGAACCCUUCACCAACUACCAUCAGAUUCAGGUGAAUGAGCCCGCUCCUCCUUCGCAUUAUCAUCAGGCGUACUAUCAACCAUCGCAGCAGACCCACGGGAGUCUGGUCCACUUCCAGACUUCCUCCACCCAUGGCAAUCUCUACUCUCCUUACGGAUAA